Molecule: messenger RNA, 1437 nt
Organism: Solenopsis invicta (red fire ant)
Lineage: Eukaryota; Metazoa; Arthropoda; Insecta; Hymenoptera; Formicidae
Exons: 3
Coding region: 100-810 (236 amino acids)
Source: RefSeq, a predicted model, not a curated record
AGCUAAGAGUCCGAGCAAGAACUGGAGUCCGAGCAAGAACUGGAAAGCAAGCUGCAAUCAGGACAUUUGCGAUAGGAAGAAAGGAAGUACUGCUAUACGAUGAGAUUGACACUGACGCUUGUUUUAUUGGCUACCUUGCUGAGUUUGAGCAAUGCGCGAGCUCGACACAGUUCAAAUGUUAAAUUAAAUUCCACCGUUGGACCAAACGAUCAACCAGAUUACACGCAAUCUCACAAAUCCCCGGAUAACGAGUGGCAUAUCAAGCGGGUGCAGAUCCGCAAUCGAAUUGGAUUGGACGGCAAAGUGCGAAAGAUCCAUUUGGAUUCCGAUGAGGAGGAUAAACCGGGCAUUCGCGCUUACGGUCUACCAAAAAAACAUCUUCAAGAUAACGGUGUUAUCGAGAGGUUGUAUCUCGGAGAAGAUCACGUCGAUGAUACCUCGAAAAGUGGUCGAUUGGUGGAAGCUUACGGACUACCAAAAAACAACAUGGAGAACAAUGGCUUCAUAGAAAGACUGCCAUUGUCAAGCACACGUCAUCAACCGACUAACAAUAAGUUAGGAUCAGAAAAUGAAAGUGUUAGAAUAAGCAGGUCUGUUCGUACGGGUUCCGAGAACAAGGUCGAAGAGAAGGUUGCUAGCGAAGCGGAAGAUAUGGAGGCAGAAGAUUCGAAGGUUUUCAGACCGCUCUUCGUUUAUAGACAGCAAGUAGCUGCCAGGGAAAGACGGAAGCAUGCGAGGAAUGUAGCACAUAGGAAUCAUCGACAUGCGACACAUCAACAACCUUGCUAUCAUCAACGAGUGACCUAUUGAUUUUACCGAGAAAAAAGUGAACAUUGAAUAUUCUUCAUUUUGCCGAAGUUAAGCUAAUUAGAUUCAGCUUAAUAGCUUUAGACAGCAAAUUCUCAUGUCUCAAACAAUAUGUAAAGAACGUCGUAAAAUGUUUAAAAAAUUUUAUUUUUUUUAAUUUUCUUAAACCGUUUUAAAUUUUUUCGAUGUUUAGACUUUUUAUAUAAAGUAAAAUUUUAUUUGGAUAAAAAUUUAUAUUUUACUAAAUCUAUGAAUUGUUUAAAAAAAUCUAGAGCCCUAAUUUCAUGUAUUUAAAUUUUUAUAUCAUCAACUAUGCUUAAAUAAUUGCAUUUAACUAUAAAUGUAGUAAUAUAACGCUUGUUGCAUAUCACUAGAACAAUAAGAUUGCAUAAGAAUUAGAUGCGAUAAAUAAUAUUUCACAUUUAUAUAUUAGAUCAUGAUCAUGUUUCCAUGACUUUGUGCACGAAAGCCAAAAAGUAUUAUACAAAUUAGUAUUUUAAUUAUCGAUAAUAAUAUUCUGAUCUAUCUUAAUUAAUUAUUGCGUUGUUUAUUUUAAACUUCGUUUGUAGAUUUAUGUAUUGAAUGUCAUUGCAUUUAGAAUACUAUUUAAGAAAUAAAUUUGCAAUAUUA